Molecule: messenger RNA, 1572 nt
Organism: Ectocarpus siliculosus
Lineage: Eukaryota; Phaeophyceae; Ectocarpales; Ectocarpaceae
Source: the annotation of a GenBank genome assembly
AUGUGGAACUUCUUCGGGAAGGGGUACAAGGAGGCCGCCGAGGAGGACGAGGACAAUGAUUUGUCGCUCGGGACCGGCCCCGUAGACAUGACAACGCUGGACAUAACGUACAUCACACAUCGUUUACUUGCGAUCGGCUGCCCGGUGGACGGCCCGAGCGACCGAGAUGCGAACCGCAACAACGUCGACGACCUCUCCAACUGGUUGGUCAACGACCACAAGGGGCAUUUCCUGGUCUGGAACAUCUCCGACCACCGCUCGAACAACGGCGGAGGGCGCGGGGGCGGCGGCGGGAGGCAGCAGGCGGCCGGCACGCAGGUGUCUCGGAAGCUUCACCAGCGGCUGCAGGGGCAGGUCCUGGACAUCCCGUGGGGCAGCCGGAACCGGCGUUGCUACGUGCCGUCCAUCAGACAUCUCCUGCGCGUCUGCUACUCGAUCAAGGGCUGGCUCGACCUGGAUCCGGAGAACAUGGCUGCCGUGUUCUGCGCGAACGGAAAGGCGAGGACGUCGGUGCUCUUGGCGUGUUAUCUGCGGUUCGAGGGGGAGGAGUCCACCGCCCUCGAGGCGUAUCGUCGAGUGUGGGCGAAGCGAGACCCGGAGCAGAAGCCCGAGCAGGUUAUCCUCCACACGCCCCGGAGCCUCUUCGCCCUCUUCGACAACUUCGACUGCUGCAUACGGCUGGGCCGGCCGCCGCGGGGAGGGGCCGGGGGCGGCCUGUUGGUUGGGGUGGCGUUGAAUGGCCUGCCUCUUGCGGAGCCCCCGGUGCUCGAGGUGUACGGACCGACGCAGCUGCUGUACUCGAGCACCCAGGAAGAAGAGGACAGUCACGUGCUGUGGAACGAAGAUCAAGGGUUCUUCAAGGUCAACAAGCCGCUCACGGGGGACUUCGUAGUAAUCGCGCGGUUCAAGGGUACCGACGGGGCCGCAGAGACGGGGCCGGAGGGGGUGUUAUUCCGAUACUGCAACCACACGUGCUUCUUGCCGCAGGGGGAGCAGGUCGUUCUCCGGAAGUCUGAGGUGGACGUGAUGCCGAGCUACCGGGACCAGAUCCCGGACGAUGUAUUCAGCGUGUCCUUGGUCCUUGUGCCUGAAGAAGAAGAGGACGCCGGCUCGAGCUUCUCCUUCCAGGAGCAGGACCAGGUCAAGGUCGGCCCCGCCGCUACCCAGCAAGGCCUGGCGGACCUCAGCUCGUUCCACUUCGUGACCCCCUUGCUCCCUCGGCUCGACAAGCUCCUGGGGCGGGGUUUCCCUCCCGAGGCGUCGACGCUGGCGCUGCAGCUCGCCAACAACGAUCUGAGCGCGGCGAUUACGAUGAUGAAGGAGAGCCCGCUGCAGGACCUCAUGACGUACCGCCUGGCGCUCUCGCCGAGGUCCUCGGAAGGUUUUUCGCCGAACCGAGGGCUUCGGGCCAAGUCCAUCUCGGUGGUGUCGCCGGGGUCGAUGCUCGAGUCGGAUCAGGGAAACCUGUCGCUCGACCACUACGAGGACUCCCAGCACAGCAGAGACUCGCUCGAUGGCCCCGGCGGCGGGAUCGGAGCGUUUAGGCGUGACCACCAGCAGCCUGGCCAUUAG